Messenger RNA from Seminavis robusta, 2804 nucleotides. The record is from the annotation of a GenBank genome assembly. NCBI's taxonomy places the organism in Eukaryota, Bacillariophyta, Bacillariophyceae, Naviculales, Naviculaceae.
UCGUUUGGCUUCAGCAAGAAUCAAGGCUUCCUGAUGGUACCAUUACUCGGAACACCAUCUACAGUACGGUAUCUUCCCUCCAGCUUCUAUUGUUCUUAUCCCUUCAUGGCCAUAAACAGAGACAAGAGAGCUCUUUGAAAGGAUCUGAUUAUAAUACAUUAUCAUUCUGAAAGAGUGCCCACGAUCGAGAAGCAAGAUGACCAUGGAAGACCUCGAGAAGCAGUAUUCUACACAACUGGAAGAACUCCGUGCCGAACUCAAGGAACAGAUCUUGCCCGAAACUACCGAUGCGGCCGCACUGGACCAAUUCGUGUCGAGCACUGCCUUGGACGACAAGUUGGUGCAGUAUGUCAUGCUCUACGAAGCUACGCCCAAAGGAUUGGCAGAGUUUGCCUCCCAGAAUGCUGAGAAUGCAGCCAUGAUUCAAUCGCUAUUGAGCAACACGGCCUUGCUGAAAGAAAUGCUCUUGGCCGACAGUCCCAUGGCCUCGCAAAAAGGACGGGGCGCGUACAAGUGGAGUCCAGCUCUCUACGGACCAGCCAUGAAAAUCUAUAGUGACAUUUUGGAGGCCAGUGAGCAUGCCUCCAAGACGGAUACUAUUUUGGGUCGACUGGCUCUGGCCAUUGCCUUGGAACUCGCCGUUCCGUUGCCCCAAGAAAACCCCAAGACACCUCCGGACGGUGCCGAUGAAUUUGUAGAUCCUGUCCGACGCUAUCUGAAUUACGAAAUGGCGUUUCUCGACGGAGAAUUGGACCCGGCUUUUGAAUUGUUGUCCGCCUGGGAAUUGCGCUUUGUGGUGGAUGGUGCCGAACCCGAUGAAACGCUAGUGUGGGGCCGAGAAAUGCUCAAGAAUUACCGACCCGACAAUAUGUUUGGCGGAUAUGCCUGGCGUUAUUCCAACAUGGUCCGCUCCAAUGUGCGCUAUUGGUCAGGAGGUUUCAAGUAUGAUCAACCUCAUAUGCAGCAAUAUCAGAACAUUCUCAUGAAUGGUGGCGUCUGCGGCCGCCGUGCCUUCUUUGGACGCUUUAUUCUGAGAGCCUUUGGCAUCCCCACCACGGCACGGCCCAGUCGAGGGCAUGGUGCCCUCUGUCAUUGGACUCCCAACGAGGGUUGGGUCGUCAAUCUAGGUGGUGGCUUUGGGUGUGGAUGGACCAAAACGCGUUACGUCAAUUGCGGCGACUUUUACGUUACUACCCAAGCCCGGAACAACGCAGAAGAUUACUGGAAAGUCAAACGGGCCCAAUGGAUUGGUGAUGUCAUGGAAGAAACAAGAAUCUAUGGUGAACACGACGGUGCAGCCGAAAAGAACCUUGGCUUUUGGUAUAAGCUGUCCUUGGAGACACAAAAAGCAAUCAUCGAGGCGUUUCCCAAUAAAAAGGCGCCACCUCGAACGCUCACUGGCGAUCACAAGCCAACCAUUGCAGAGAAGAUCCAAGCGGAGAAGACGCCACCCUCGCAGGUUCGAUACGAAGAUGGUGGAGUCAUCAAGAUACCCGCCGAUGCCUUUAUCAAUCCACGACAGACCAAAGACGUCCAAGUCAUGAAGAGCUUUCUAUUUGGAGGCAAUCAGAUCUACCUGCCUGAAUUCUCAACGCAAGGCCUAUCCGUGCUCCGUUCGAGCACCUGGAAGUCGGAUCCGCAAGGAUGUCGCUCUGGCUUUCGGCUCAAGAGUGGUGGCUACGGCCAAUACCAUGAUUGGGGGUUUCGUGUCGCCAUCACUGGUGUCGAUGCCUCUAGUAGUUGUCCCAAUGAAAGCAUGACAGUGGACCUUGCGCAUGAUGGCAAAGUCAUGAUGGAUUUUGUCUACAUCAAGCCGGGAACCUUUGUCAUGGGCGGCGAGAAUGAGACAGACGACCGAUUCCUUUGUGUUGAAGUCCCCAAGCACGAGGUGACCCUCACGAGAGGCUUUUGGCUUGGCAAGUACCCCGUGACGCAGGCCCAGUAUGAAAUCAUCAUGGGCUCCAAUCCCAGCAAAUCAACAAAGGAUCCUGAUUGUCCUGUGGAUAAUAUCGGCGAGGGUGAUGCACUGGAGUAUUGCGAGAAGCUCGUCGAAACCAUUGGCAAGGACUUUCGCCUGCCUACCGAGGCCGAGUGGGAGUACGCUGCUCGUGGAGGUCAAGGUGACACAAGGUUCUUUUUUGGUGACGACGAAUCCUUGCUGGGAGAUUACGCCUGGUUCAAUGGCAACUCCGACGGCAAAUCGCAUCCAGUGGGGCAGAAGAAACCCAACCCCUUUGGUCUCUACGACAUUAUCGGCAAUGUAUUGGAACGCUGCUCCGACAGGUACGACAAGGACUAUUACAAGAACAGCCCCUCGGUUGACCCAACAGGACCUCAACAGGGAACCAAAUCGACCUUUGAAUACAAGAUCAACGUCCCACAGGCCGGCAACUACCUCGUAGAGGCAGAGGUGGUUACCGCGAAUGCAAAGCAACGAUUGAACGUGAUGGUGAAUGGCGAUGAAGCCUCAACUGCCGUCAUAAACAUGCCUUGUACGAAUGGCUACUGGCAGGAUUCUGAGACCGUGACAAUUGCCUUGAAGCAGGGUGAAAACACUCUUCGGUUCUUGCGUGACAAGCCACCGCAGCUGGGAAUUUCCAUCAAGGGUUUCACCGUCAAGCCAGCAAAUUAGAAAGUGAUGGUGCACAUGACAAUCUUAUCCAGGACAGCGAAGGAUUUUGGCUUCCAUGAUCCGGAGACACACGGAGGCACAAAACAGACUGAUUGAUUGAAAGAAGUUGUGCCCACUAUAGUUUUACAUGUAGUUAAACGACCAUUUCACUCUAGCUCAUGAUGCAAAUUUC